This is a messenger RNA of Trichomonas vaginalis G3, 738 nucleotides long. RefSeq lists its product as uncharacterized. Lineage: Eukaryota; Parabasalia; Trichomonadida; Trichomonadidae. The transcript has a single exon. The record is from RefSeq and is a predicted model, not a curated record. Bases 1 to 738 code for a protein of 245 amino acids.
AUGUCAUCACCAAGAAGAACCAGGACUCCUAAAAAGGCUGAACCAAAAUCAAGCCCAGCACCUGUAACAAGAGUUAGGAAUGUAACAAGUCCAUUAAGGACAAUUAAUGAAACAGACAAUAUUUCCUCAGAUUUUUUAAAAGAGAUAUACUUUCCAAAUAAUGACUUUGUUAAAGGAGUUAUCACAAGGAAGAAGGUAACCAAAAUAAACGGAAUUAGACAUUAUUUUUAUUACACUCAGGAAAACGAAGAAAAUAUGAUCGCAAAAGCAAAAACAUUCUCCGCAAAAACAAUUCCGAUUACAGCAGGUAACGAAAUACAUUUAAGCUCUCCUUCUUUUAUUGCCGAACUCAACAUGUUAUACGAAAAUUCUCAUUUUUCUCUUAUUACAAGAGAAUCGAACCCAGAUUCAGUCAUGGACAUUGAUUUUCAUUUGCCACGCCAGGCAUCCGAUGGAGACAGAAAAAUGAAAGUAUUUUUCUUGUUUGAACCAAAUUACCCUUCACCAUUAGUCAAUACAUCAAUAAAUGAUGAACCUGCUUUUGGGGAUGUUCAGCGUCAAAUAUCAAUUAAAAAUUGCAUACUCAAAAAUCAAGAUAAUGAACAACAACUUAUUAUCAUUAGAAAGACAAGAAAAGAUACAAUUGAAAUCACAUCAAAGUUAAAUAUACUCCCUGUAUGCAUAUUUGCAUUAGGAAUUGCUUCAUUUCUUGGAAAGAAACCACAUUCUUCUUUCUAA